Fusarium verticillioides 7600 is the source of this 7479-nucleotide messenger RNA. Its product is annotated as AGC protein kinase. The transcript has 2 exons. The record is from RefSeq and is a predicted model, not a curated record. Gene Ontology annotation, molecular function: ATP binding; protein serine/threonine kinase activity. Gene Ontology annotation, cellular component: cytoplasm; nucleus. The coding region runs from base 620 to 6370 and encodes 1916 amino acids. Gene Ontology annotation, biological process: phosphorelay signal transduction system; peptidyl-serine phosphorylation. Lineage: Eukaryota; Fungi; Ascomycota; Sordariomycetes; Hypocreales; Nectriaceae.
UAUUGUAUCAUGAGAGGAACGCGCUUUCACGAUGGCCUAAGGAGCCAUGGCUCACCUGGGCCAAACUUUGUCUUUCUUCCCCUUCGAGGCUUAACGGCGAUUCUUAAACCCUGUUCUGCAGUAUCAAGCAAGCUCCCGAGGAGUGAACAGACUAGGCAACUUCAAAACCAGAUCUAUCGAUUGUGCUGUCAAUUCGAGGCGCCUCCCUUUUACCUCACCUCGCCUCGUCCGAGCAGGUACCCACGGUCACGAUCACGGUUGGCCCCAUUCUCGGCUACACCUGAAGGCGCUCGCACGCUUGUAGAAAGUCACCCCUUUGACUUCCAGGUGUUAGGGUUACAAUUCGACCUCGACCUCGUUUUACGGUUCAUGCUUAGAAGUUGUACAGCGUCAGCCCGAGAACCCUCGCUGUCGACCCUCAGUCAUGUCUCCGAGUCUCGCGGGUCUGUAGUUCUGGCGCCCUUGCCAGACCCCGAGUCUCCCCACUUGUGCUUCUGCUGGAAGCUGCCAGCUAUCCUGACGUCGGGCCCUGACCCAAAAUCCCACGGUCGACGAUACCUGCGAAACAUCCACUGCACUAUCUAUUCCUGGUUUGCACUUCAGUCGCUUUUGAGAUAAGAUGGUUUCCCCGUCCGGCGCCAUCCUGGCACCCCCGGCAGUUGCCUCUCUAAGGGCACAACAGACAACUGCUAUGGAGAGGUCUUUGAGCCAGGACAUCCGGGAAGAGCGCGAGGAGCUUCGAGAAGCUGCUGAACAGACUCUAAAUACCAUCGUGGACCUCAAUCUUGAUGGAACAAUUAAAUGGGUCAGUCCCUCGUGGACUGAUGUUGUAGGCACCCAGUUUGAGACAGUCAGUGGCCUGCCUAUCUCCGACCUGAUAGUUAGCGACAACAAAAAUGUGUUCACUGAAGUUGUCGAAUCCAUGAAGAAAGACGAUUCUCGGAGCCACAGAGUCCGAUUCGCUGUCAAUAUUGGACCCCUCUCGAAGCUUUUACCUAUCGACGACCUCGAAAAUGACCCCGAGAACGAGCAGUCACAUGCUGUAGACCUUGAAGCCCAAGGAAUUAUGGUAUACGACAGUGUCUCGGGUGGAGAGAGCCAUACAAUGUGGAUGAUUCGCCCUUGGAUAGCUCCACGAGAAAUCAAGAUCGACCUUCCCAACGUAAUCGUGGACUCGUUAGGCUCAGGUGCUGAAGUCCUGGCGAGCUAUCUGACUCAACUUGCUGAGAGCGGACUUGAUGACCCCGAACAACAAGAGCCUCCGCCACCGGUCCUCUGCCGCAUUUGCGAACGUCAGAUCCCUCGAUGGUGGUUUGAGAAACACACCGAUUUGUGUUUGCAAGAACAUCGGGCCGAGAUGGAUGUUCAAAUGGCACAGGAAAGCCUGACUGAGCAUCGACAUUCGAUCGUCAAGGUGCUCGACGCGUUAGAGGCCCGCAAGAGCCGGUCACUUGCUGGCGAUCAGACGCCUGUCCCAGUCGCCGAAUACAAAGGUUUGCCAAUUGGGCCGCCGCCAUCAACUCAGUCGUCACCUGGCAGUUCAUUGCCUCGAUCGAGGGAACGUUCUGGAGGACUUGGGCAUACUAGGGCACGCUCGUUCGCUAUUCGACGACCUCAGGCUCGAAUUGUCGAGCUGCUCAUGGAUCUUUGCGAUACCGCUAUUGAGAUUAGCACACCUGCGAUAAAGGAGUCCUCAACCCAACAAAGUGGCGAUUUUAGAACACAAUCCCCGCAAUCUGAGUCACGAAUAUCACAGGUUCUGCAAUGGCAAUCGCCAAGCACCAAUACUCUGGAGCAGGAACAAGGAUUGGCUCUGUUGUGCGCUGACACGGAGAAGGUUGCUAGGAACAAGGUCGACGCUGUUUUUCGUCACAGGAAAAUUAUCGAGUAUGCUGAACGUAUUCGUAUCGAACUUGCUUGCCUUGUCCAAGACUGUAUCGACGAGGCCCUGAGGAAGGCGGCUCGCAUAGCCAACGGCGAAUUGACCGACUCGACAGAAGAAGAACGGCUCAACUCAGAGUACGAACAAUGUGACACAUGUGAUGAAGGUACUGGAGACGACGAUAUACCUCCAGAACCCCUUGUCUCUGAACCUCAGCAUCUUCUGCAGCGAGGCAGCGAAAGCUUCACGGAGCCCUUGAGCAACCCAUCUGUGCUAGCCACUGCCCUUCGCCAGAUGAAUCUUUCUGAAAAUAAAGACCGAUCAAGACCAACGUCGUUUGUGGCCUCUACUAGAUCAAGCAGCCCUAAAGAGUGUCCUACGCCUAGAUCUCACUUUGGCGGGCAGAGUAGCCUUGGGGUUCAGGCACGAGAUACUCGCAGAGACUCGGUCUACUUAGAAGGUGACUUUCUUGAUAGCGAGGGCAGUUUUCGAUCGUCAUCAGUGGCAUCUCGCAAUGCACCAAGGACCGAGUCCCCCAUAUCUGAAUUUGGAGACCUCCGUCGCGCCGCGAGCACGAGAAGGCGACAUCGAAGGAGUCUGAUUUUACCUGGUACUUCUUCCCCUCACCGGCAGGAAUCACCCUCGAGACCAGGACAGCCGUCCUCGCCUUUACGCAUUAAAGCAAGGGGAUUUCCUAUGUCCCAGGAAGGUGUCGUCUCUCCAGAGGCGUCACCCAUGCUUCCGGGCAGUGACUUUAGUUCACCUGCCACGCACAGUCACAGACAUCACCGGAGGCAAUCUUCAGCAGCCAUUUCUGAUUUCGUCAUGAAGCCUCCGCCAUCGCCUCGCCUAGGUGCGAAUCAAGCACCCCCACAGCCUCGCCCAACCCAGCCAUCCAUCAAAGAUUUUGAGAUUAUCAAACCUAUCAGCAAAGGUGCCUUUGGCAGCGUGUAUUUAUCAAAGAAGAAGUCUACAGGAGAGUACUUUGCAAUCAAAGUACUCAAGAAAGCCGAUAUGGUCGCCAAGAACCAAGUCGGCAACGUCAAAGCGGAACGAGCUAUUAUGAUGUGGCAGGGGGAGAGCGACUUUGUUGCCAAGCUUUACUGGACUUUUUCGAGCAAGGACUAUCUAUACCUGGUGAUGGAGUAUUUGAAUGGUGGGGAUUGUGCUUCGCUAAUCAAAGUUCUGGGUGGUCUCCCCGAAGAAUGGGUGAAGAAGUAUCUUGGUGAGGUUGUCCUUGGAGUUGAGCAUCUUCACAGCCGAGGCAUUAUUCAUCGUGAUUUGAAGCCAGACAAUCUCCUUAUUGACCAGAAAGGCCACCUUAAGCUCACAGAUUUUGGCUUGUCUCGCUUGGGAUUGGUCGGCCGGCAAAAGCGAGCAUUGAAUAGUGAAAACUCUGAUGGAACGCCAGACCUGCUCAAACAAGGACCCUUUGCACGAUCUGCCUCUAUUGCUUCGUCAAGAUCAGCGUCACUUGAUCUCCACGGACAUACCCAUUCCCCUGGUCAGACGCCUCAGAUGACACCCGAAGUCGGAAGCUUGGCACAGCCUUCUUAUUUCAGUCUUGGCCAAGAGACCCGUCGAGUAUCAGGUACUCACCGAAGUGACAGUGGUGGUAGUGAGACACUUGCUCGUAUGGUCACCAACUUUUCCUUGCAUGACGCAGAGAUAGCAUCCCAAUCGAACAGCGUCAGGUCACCCCUAGAUGAGGAGGCAGUUGCGCAAGGCUCGCCCGAUCUACCCAUGAGUGUUAGCUCGAGAAUGAGUAUGGAUAGCCACGUCAGGAACUCUCUACCACUAUCCAAUAUGAUGCCACCUCCAAUGGCGCUUUUCAACCCUGAGGAUACAAACAGACGCUUCGUGGGAACACCUGACUACCUCGCCCCUGAAACUAUAAAAGGUGACAAACAAGAUGAAACCAGCGAUUGGUGGUCGGUCGGUUGUAUUUUGUUUGAAUUCCUUUAUGGUAUCCCACCGUUUCAUGCUGGUGAGGCCGAAGAGGUUUUCGAGAAUAUACUAGCAAGGAAGAUUCAGUGGCCUGACGAGAAUGAAUGUGAGCCCAUUUCCGAAGAGGCAAAAGAUUUGAUCAAUAAGCUCCUGUGCAUGGAGCCUCACCAGCGUCUAGGCUCCAAUCGCGAUGACAAGUUCGCCUCUGGUGGUGAAGAGAUUCGCCAUCACCCUUGGUUCCAGGAUGUCAAUUGGGAAACGCUUUUGGAGGACGAAGCUCAAUUUGUCCCACAGCCUGAGAAUCCCGAGGACACAGAAUAUUUCGACGCCAGAGGGGCAGUGUUGCAGUCUUUUGCGGAAGAGAUGGAAGAUCAGGCGUCUCCUCAGUCCUCCGCAGCUGGCUCUGAGUACGCUGAACGGCCCCAUGAUGCCCUUUCGCGGGUCCGGUCUCAGGUCAACUCUAUAAACCGAAAGUUGAUGCCGCUGCAUAUUCCCCCACAUGUCCGAGAUUUGAAGUCGAGGCGUUUGAGCGAGCCGGUGGCGAUGGACGACUUCGGCUCAUUCUCAUUCAAGAACCUACCUGUAUUGGAGAAGGCUAACAAGGACGUGAUCCAGAAGUUGCGAGCAGAGGCGCUAGCCACGCAAAGUAAAGGAACAUCCGUUAGCCCCGGGGCACCCAGCAAUGUUAUAUCACCAGGACCGUCGCUGGAAGGCAGCCCUGUCCUAUCAAACCCUGUCUCCAGAACCAUCUCCAACGCCAAGGCAACAAAUCGAGCACAAUCGCCAUCUGGAUUUGGUCAUACAAGUGCGUCGCCCAAUCGAGCCUCCCAACCAUCAUCACCCUUGUUGGUUUCAUUUGUCGCUGGCCCAGGUGCCGACGGACGACGAAAGGCGUCGAGUAACUCUUCCAGUCUAUCGCACCAGUCAACUGCCGCAUCUCUGCAGCCAGGUUCGGCAUUCGAGAUACCCAAGGUUCCCCCAAGCCUGCAAAAGGCCGCUACCACGGUCGCAGCAUCGUCUCCAGUCCAGAGUCGCAGUGCGGCGCCACCUCCUCUGUCACUGUCUCCCCAAAAGACUAUAUCCACCCCACGACAGUCUAGCAAUUCAUCUGCCGGACGUUCGAGAUCACUUACUGUGGGCUCUCAAUCUCAGGACGGCAGUCCUGUUGCUUCUGACAUAAUGCACCAUCAUCGAAAUCGGAGAAGCCAAGUCUUUGACAUGUCACCGUCCUCAUCAGAUAACGAAGGCGAGAAGCAUAACGCCCUUCUCCGAGUACAGAGGCGCAGACAGAGCUCAAGGCGGCUCUCGCAGAUUGCCUUCGAUGGAGGCCCUACUUUCCGGCCUCUCGAUGUGCUGAUUUGUGAAGAUCACCCGGUAUCUCGCAUGGUAAUGGAGAAAUUGCUUGAAAAGUUGAGAUGUCGUACAAUAUCCGUACCAAAUGGGUCUGAAGCUGUUCGAUACUCGAUGAGUGAGAUCAAGUUCGACGUCAUUUUCCUCGAGUAUCAGCUUCCUCAAAUCAAUGGAGCUGAUGUGGCACGAAUGAUUCGGGAGACCAAGAAUGCUAAUUCUCACACACCGAUUGUAGCCAUUACAGCUUACCUCAAGGAGCUUCAAGCACCACAUUACUUUGAUUCAUUAAUCGAGAAGCCCAUCAGCUCGUCCAAGCUUACUGAAGUUCUGCGCGGAUUGUGUCAGUGGCGGCCCGAGUCACCAGGUCAAUCAUCAAGUAUGCCACGCCCGAUCCCAAUGGGAAUCCGCAAAGCCAACUCACGACUUGAAGACAGUCCGACAUCAGGCUCGUCCAUCUUUGCGAGUCGACUGGGAAAUGCAAUGAUGUCAAGUCGUGAGGACUCGAUCACAUCAUCACUAUUUGGUGAUUCGGAAUCUGUGACGACUGAUGAGUUGCCGGUCGUUGUUAGUCGCAAGCCAACAAACGAAUGGGACGAAGGUGGCUUGAACAUCACAGACAAUAACGAUGCCUCUGACCCCCUAAGGAAGGGAGUACCUUCUCUCGUUGCUCAGCAAUCCGCGCCGGCUCAGAUGGAACACCGCCCACGAAGCAACGAUAAGCUGAGAGGGCGACGAGAAGGCCCUGAACAUAGAACUUUGGAGGGCACCGAAUCAGCUGAUGAUGAAGACGAAGAACUGGGAAGUGGUCGAGAAAAGCACCACGGCCGCAAUAGCCAGCAGAUACUGAGCAAAGCCGGUCUGCCCAGCUCGAAGCUCGGCAUUGAAAUGAUGCGGGCCAACAGUCACGAUAGCUUGACAGUGGGUUCGGAAAGCACGCCUGAAGCUGUGACGCAAGUCGUGACCACGCCUUCAAAGGAGAUGGAGACUGGAGUUCUGGAUGGUGAAGUGGUUGCAGAACCCACUGCACGUACUCCACCUGAUGCAGGACUGAAGGCAGAAGGUGUUACACCCAAUAAGGAGAAGGAUGGAACAGACAGUGUAGACGCAACACCUCGGCCUUUAACGGUUGUCAAAGGAGAUGACGAUGGCGGCAAUGAUGGGGAAGCGACACCACGGCCAACUGAGAAAUAAGAGUUCCCAUACAAGCUCGGUGCAUGGCAUGAAAUGAGCUACUGGGUACACAUGGUCCACGAAGAUGUACAUGUUUCGCCCGGUAUCUUGAAGUUGGAAUUUCCUUUGUAUCUAUGAAAUGCAGCGUGGCGUUUGAGCGAUGACAAGUGAGUCGACUUGGACUGCGAAUGAAGGCUUCGAAUGCAAGCGAUAGUUCGACGACUAAGGGGAAGGGUUUGCAGGCGAACAGACUGAUCUGUGUGAGAUGCUCCAGGGAUUCCCGCAAUAUAGGAACUGGAGCUUCCCUUGACUUCGCUAUAGUUGACAUUUCUUGGGGAUGCGAGCUAUGCAAAGAUGAGAAGGGGGCCAUAAAAACUGAAGGGGAUAAAAACAACAAGAAAAAACCAGGAUGCAGCUACUGGUGCAUGGAGACUUUGGCCCCGGCUACAAAUAUAAAAGAGGUGGUGCCUGUGAAUGUUUGGAGUGGCGUUGAAACAAUAUAGCAGAUAUAAAGGCCAUGGCUGUGGAUUUGAUCAUAACUAGGUACUCAAUUGUUUCUACAUUCACUUGCUAUGUUAGUCUUGAUCUGACUAAACGCACACAUAAUGUCACCAGCCCAGCAUACCACAGCGAGCAUUUGAGAUUAGUAGGUAUACUGCGCACGCAAUGCCGAUGUCUUGUACUGGUGGGUGUGGUUUUGCAAUUCUCAAAAACGUAUCAUGGCCGCAAGACCAAAGUAGCUGGAACAGAAUUAACGAAGGAGAAAGAUACCUGAGGUAAUCAUAGUGUAUGAUUGUUUCAUCUUAGCCCAUAGUAAUAAGUCCAGUCAAAGCGAAAAGCAAAGGAAAUGUGAAGAGGGGGGCAUUGAAUAUAAGGUAGCGUGGGGUCUGUAGUCAUGAGUGAAUCUUGUGUCGAGGCAGCUUCGACAACAAAUGGCAAUCAAGUACAUGGUUUCAUUGUGCAGGGGGUUGUGGGAGUGCUAUCCACCAACUCAGUAUGCAUACGUGUUAUGGUUAUUACAAAAUGGGGGAAGGAUGGAGAAGUUGAGAGGGGGGCAUACAGUAGGAGGGUGGAUAAGAUAUUCGAGUUGCUUGCACAAGGUACAUACAUACCUUAGUAACUACCUAGGU